AUGGCUGAGGCUCCUGCUAUUCAAUUGGCAGAACAUGCUCGAGCUAUAUUGGCAGAUGAUGAGCGCUUGGGCUUUGAACGAAAUGAUCCGGCAAGAGAGUGUUUCAAAUCCUUGGAUGAAGCUGGGCUCCGAGCGCCAAUCCCCUUCAGUUAUGGGAAAGUUGGUGACGAUGAACGUUAUCCAUGGCUGAAGCCAACUGAUCUCGUGAAAGCACUGCACCAAUGGAACCGCCUAGAUAUCAUCCUUCCGGACGAGAACCUUGCCUCGUCGGAGCAAUCACUGCGAAUUGUGUCGCUGGCUCGCAUUUACAGCUCUCCGGGCGAUGACUCCCUGGGAGACAUUGUCACCGUGGGUGUUGGAUCUGCCUGCAGUCGCUACUUUGUGACUUCAAGUUUGGUGAUUCUCCAGCAGUUUGCCAUCCUGUUCCCUGGGACUUCGGUUGAAAGCAGGUUCUCUAGUAUGACCGCUUUGUGGCUGGCAUAUUGCAAGGGAAGGAACGAAUGGAUAGAGGAACUGCUCCAAGAUGAAAUUGUAGCUGAGCUGGGUGAGGAGGACAGCCGUGUCCCUCUCAUUGCAUUGGCUACGCGAAGCAUCAACUCGGUCUUCAGACAUUUGUAUCGUGCUGGUGCUUGGCUGAGAUCAAAUGAAGCAUCGACUAUUGCAGACUUGGGAUUGACGAUGCUCCGUGCACAGAAUCGAUUGGCGGAACUGUCGCUUCAACGUCUCCAGCCCCGAUACCCUCUGCAUUGCAAACCGCAUAUGCUCUACCAUACAUUCAAAUUUUUGAAAGUGCUUAGCGAGACACAUCAUUGGUGUGAGUCACCUUUGGUGGACGCUACUCAGAUAGACGAGUCCUUUGUUGGAGUGAUAUCUAGGUUUUCUCGUAGAGUUUCACCUCGCCUCACGGUUCAUCGUACAUAUGACAUCUACUUGGCAUCGCUACGGCGCCAUUUGGUGGAUGAUGGUGACUGA
Messenger RNA from Cladocopium goreaui, 972 nucleotides. The record is from the annotation of a GenBank genome assembly. NCBI's taxonomy places the organism in Eukaryota, Dinophyceae, Suessiales, Symbiodiniaceae.